AUGCUUACGAAAAGGCUAAUACGACAGUUACCUAGAAAAUAUUCCACGAUCCUGUUUACUCCCAAUGAGAAUAAACAUAUCUUUGAGUCAGAAAAGCUAAGUCCAAGGGAGAAUUAUGAUGCUGUACCAAACAAGCCAGAUUUUUCUACCAUCGAUAAAGUUCAUCACGAAAUAGUGAACCCGGAAGAUGUUGCCGAUUUAGUAACAAAAUUGAAUACUAACGAUGUGUUGAUUUCCAUAUUAUCCAAGUGUAAGCAUCUAUAUGGUGAUAAGGACUAUAUCAUCAGAAAUGUCAACGGUCUGAAUGAAUCGCCAGUCGUGUUUCCAUAUUCCAGUAUACUUCUUAGUUGGAAAGAAGUGUAUAACAAGCAAAUCAAAAAUUUGAAAGAGAUUGAACCGGUCAAUCAUAGUUUUCCCAAAGUAGAUGACAAAUACUUAAACCUUUUGAAAAACACAUCAUUGGAGGGAUUCUUCCACAAAUCAAGGGCCAUCAAAAAUUCUACUUCGAUUAAGAAGGGUACGGUGCAACCAUCAGAAAUUAAAAGUCUAUUCACGGUCGAGUCAGCUUCCAAUGUGGUUUUGAGUACUAUUGACAGUUCUGCGGCUCUCGAAGAAUACUUGUCGUUAAUUACAUCAAAGGUGCAGUUUUUCACAUUUCAGGGUUUAAAAGAAAUGCUAACUCUGGUAACAUUGUUGUGUGACCAGUUCCCUGUGGAUGGGUCUUUUUUGGACCAAUUGGUGUCUACUAUUAUUGAGAUGCACCCAAGAAUGUCACGACAAUUGGAACAUGUCACUAAAGAUAGAUUAGCUUACGCAAUAGUCAACACUAAUAGAGAGUUUGCAACGGCUCUAAUCAAAAACCUCAUUGAAGAAUCCAUUUGUCCAUCGGAAGAAACAGUUGACAAAUACUUUGAAAGCUACAAGUUCACCGAUCCAGUGACUACUUUGCAAGAAUUAUCUUUUUUAAGGCCAGCAGUUCAUCACCGCAAGAUGAGAGAUCACGCAUUCAACCUCAUCAUUCAAACUGUAAGCAAUGUCAAUGAGUUGAUAAAACUAGUUACAUUAUUACAAAAGACCCCAACUUUACUCGAAGAUAGGCAAUAUGAAUUAUACUCCAAAUUGCGUCAGUUGACAACAUCAGAAUUAGUCACAACGCAGUUCUUGCGAUUUUUAACAAAAAACAAUGUAAAAUUGAAUACAGAACUAAGGGAGAGAGUUAUUAGUGACUACAAUAAUGAUCCAGAUGUCAUAACUGCUAUCAACAAGCUACCUUAA
Molecule: messenger RNA, 1275 nt
Organism: Lodderomyces orthopsilosis Co 90-125
Lineage: Eukaryota; Fungi; Ascomycota; Pichiomycetes; Serinales; Debaryomycetaceae
Exons: 1
Coding region: 1-1275 (424 amino acids)
Source: RefSeq, a predicted model, not a curated record